AUGCCGGAGUAUACUAUUUUCAGAUGUGAUAGGUCUGACUCCACAAGUAGCAAAUUGAGUGGCGGUGGGGUACUAAUUGCGAUUCGUGACAGUAUUCCAUGCCAACACAUAACGUCUACAGGCAAUGACAUAGAAUGUCUGUUCGUACUGUGUAAACUUGCAUCAAGUUCAGUCCUAGUUGGCAAUGUUUAUAUACCCCCGGGUCAGCCCACUUCCAUGUACUCCGCACUAUGUGAUACCUUUGAUGAGAUCAUGAGCUUAAUCAAGGAUACAGCAUUUAUUGUCGUUAUGGGUGAUUUCAACCUCCCAAACAUGAUCUGGACUGACCCAGAUCCUCAAAGACUAACGUUAUCUUCACGCUACGUCAAGGAAACUUUCUCGUCAUACGAGCUCACUCAGGUCAACAGAGUCCUAAACCAUAGGGGAGUCAGCCUUGACUUGAUUUUCUCAAACAAUGACGAUCUUGAUGUAAGAAACGCUGAGGAUGUAUUGCUGCCAGAAGAUAUGCAUCAUCCAGCUUUGUCUUUCUCUCUCAGCGCCUCAAACUCUUCACCCUCGACAGGUCCUAGAUACUUCCAUGACUUCCGUCGCUGUAAUGUUGAAGCUGUCUUUGACAGUCUACUUCGUCUCAACUAUCCUAUUCUGUCAGAUCAACUCAACAUAGAGAAUGAUUUUAACAACUUCUGUACAUACAUUGGAUCCACCAUCAAGUCCCACUCACCCAUAAAAAAAUCCGCUGGCUCAAAAUUUCCACAUUGGUUCUCCAAUAACCUCAGAAGACUAAUCAUAGCCAAGAAGGCUCUACAGAAAAAAUAUAAAUCAUCACUUUCCCAUCAAGAUUAUUUGAACUUCCAAAAUAUAAGAAGAGUCUGCAAGUUACAAACACUUCAAUGUCACUCCGUCUAUCUCUGUAAAAUCGAGUACAGUAUCCCCUCAAACAUGAAGUCUUUCUGGUCAUAUGUAAAAUGCCAAAAAAGCUCAUCUUCGCUCCCAUCUUCUAUGUUCCUUGACUCAGAAGAAGCCGCAGACCCCGAAGGCAAAUGCAACCUUUUCGCUGAAUAUUUUUCUUCAGUCUUCAGAGUGACUGACGUUCCACAGCCAACUUUUGACUUUGGUCUGAAUCUAUCAAUAAGCAGCUGUAAAUUUCAAGCUUUGGAUGUGCAGAGAAAGUUGGAAGCAUUGGACCCGAACAAAGGAGCCGGCCCAGACGACAUCCCGCCUGCUGUACUGAAGUAA
Molecule: messenger RNA, 1236 nt
Organism: Macrosteles quadrilineatus (aster leafhopper)
Lineage: Eukaryota; Metazoa; Arthropoda; Insecta; Hemiptera; Cicadellidae
Exons: 1
Coding region: 1-1236 (411 amino acids)
Molecular function (GO): catalytic activity
Source: RefSeq, a predicted model, not a curated record